GCUGUUGCACUGAAGCUACUGCAGAUCCCAGAUUCAGGCACUCAAGAAAGCAUUAUCAUGCUCAGAGCCCACCACUGCUGCCUUAAACUCGCAACGUAGAUCUUGAGAUUCCAACAUCCUUCAACACACGCAACAUCAUCACUACCAACACCAAUGGCAGCUGCUGAUCCAUCCCGACCUCGAUUCAGUCUGCUAGACAUCGUUAACCAGUGCGACAGCUUCCCUUAUGCGUCCGACCCAAAGUUGAACCAGCUCUCGUUCCUGGCUUUCGUGGUCGAUGACAUUCCUAUAGGCCGUAUCCACACAAGUCUAGUGCCGCACCUUGUCGCCUUUAACCAACAAUCCAGACCCGUCUUCCACAUCACCGAGACCACCGUCUCGUUCAUGCCCUGGCUCUCGGAUUACGACUCGCGAUCGGAAGCCAUCGCCCAAAUGCUGGACCAGUGGAGAAACGACCUCGACAACUUUGCCUGUCUCUCUGGCUGGAGAAAUGAGCUCUACGGCGUCUACACCCACAUCCAAGAUCCGGCAACCACCAAGGGCGGUGCUGCGCUGGCCAUUGAACGCUCCGCUUGCGGCCUUUUUGGUGUGCAUGCCUAUGGUGUUCACUUGAACGGAUUUGUACGUACGGGACCCAAGUCAGGAGAUGUUCAAAUGUGGAUCGCGCGCCGGUCUCUCACGAAGCCGACAUAUCCAGGUAUGCUUGACAAUAUGGUCGCCGGUGGUAUGGGGUUUGGACACUCUCCAAAGUAUACGGUUCUCAAGGAGUGCAUGGAAGAGGCUACAAUCCCCGCCCAUAUUGCAGCGAAUGCCAUAUCGGUCGGAACUAUCUCUUAUACCAAGCUCUCGAAGGAUGACAAACAGACACAGCCAGAAACCCAGAUCGUAUAUGACUUGGAGCUGCCAAAGGAUUUGGUACCAGCACCCUGCGAUACCGAAGUUGAGGACUUUCGUUUGUGGAGCAUGGACCAGAUUCUGGAUGCAAUCCAUCUUGGUGAAUUUAAACCAAAUUGCGCCUGUGUCUGUCUGCACUUUAUGGUUCGGCAUGCAGUGCUCACCCCAGAAAACGAACCGGAUUACUUGGAUAUCGUCCAGCGCCUCCAUCGUCGCAUUGAAUACCCAGCUCCAAAAAAAUGGCCGACGUUCAAGGAAGAGUACUAAGGGCCUAUAUCAAUAAAGUAAACUAGCGGCACAGACUAGAAAAAGGAUAGCCGAGUGAAUGGUGAUAAACGGUAACUGGCUUG
Gamsiella multidivaricata is the source of this 1244-nucleotide messenger RNA. RefSeq names its product NUDIX hydrolase domain-like protein. The record is from RefSeq and is a predicted model, not a curated record. NCBI's taxonomy places the organism in Eukaryota, Fungi, Mortierellomycota, Mortierellomycetes, Mortierellales, Mortierellaceae. Bases 154 to 1161 code for a protein of 335 amino acids. Gene Ontology annotation, molecular function: 8-oxo-dGDP phosphatase activity. The transcript has 3 exons.